Dendrobium catenatum is the source of this 1831-nucleotide messenger RNA. RefSeq names its product actin. Gene Ontology annotation, cellular component: cytoplasm. Lineage: Eukaryota; Viridiplantae; Streptophyta; Magnoliopsida; Asparagales; Orchidaceae. The coding region runs from base 350 to 1483 and encodes 377 amino acids. The record is from RefSeq and is a predicted model, not a curated record. The transcript is spliced from 5 exons.
GAGGUUACGGGGAGGGAGGAAUAAUCCUUAUAUUAAUAAAUGGUGGCUGGAACCCGCAAAAUAGGAGAUAAAAGCCGCUGGAUGCCUGGCUGGGUUUCGAGAGAAGCGGGCGUCCACUAACGUUUUUGGGCGCCGCGGUAGGCGGCCUUCCAGCCAUUGCCACACGGCUUCCACCUUUCCCUUUCUAUUUAUCUCUAUUUUAUCUCUGUCGCCCCUCCCUGUUUGGCUUCGGCGCAAAAUAAAGUCCCAAGAGCCAUUCCAUCGGUAGGGAUUUUUAGCUCAGUGUUUGUUCCUCGAUCGCUCUCCUGCUCUGAUUUAUUGCAUACCAGAGCUCUUCAAGACCGGAAAUAUGGCAGAAGGUGAAGAAAUUCAACCUCUUGUUUGUGAUAAUGGCACUGGAAUGGUCAAGGCUGGAUUUGCGGGAGAUGACGCCCCAAGGGCUGUCUUCCCCAGCAUUGUUGGUCGCCCUCGUCAUACUGGGGUGAUGGUUGGUAUGGGUCAAAAAGAUGCGUAUGUUGGGGAUGAGGCACAGUCAAAACGUGGUAUUUUAACUUUGAAAUACCCAAUUGAGCAUGGUAUUGUGAGUAAUUGGGAUGACAUGGAGAAGAUAUGGCACCAUACUUUCUACAAUGAGCUUCGUGUGGCCCCAGAAGAACACCCUGUUCUUCUAACUGAGGCGCCACUUAAUCCCAAGGCUAACCGUGAAAAAAUGACUCAAAUCAUGUUUGAGACCUUCAAUGCUCCGGCUAUGUAUGUUGCAAUUCAGGCUGUUCUCUCUCUUUAUGCCAGUGGUCGCACAACCGGUAUUGUUCUGGAUUCUGGAGAUGGUGUUAGUCAUACCGUCCCAAUCUAUGAGGGUUAUGCUCUCCCUCAUGCCAUACUUCGGCUAGAUUUAGCCGGUCGUGACUUGACUGAUGCGCUUAUGAAGAUCCUUACAGAGCGUGGCUAUUCAUUCACUACUACAGCUGAGCGUGAGAUUGUGAGAGACAUGAAGGAGAAACUUGCAUAUAUUGCUCUUGAUUAUGAGCAAGAGUUAGAGGUUUCCAAGACUAGCUCAUCUGUGGAGAAGAGCUAUGAACUGCCCGAUGGGCAGGUGAUCACAAUUGGAGCUGAGAGGUUCCGUUGCCCAGAGGUCCUCUUCCAGCCAUCAAUGAUUGGUAUGGAAGCAGCAGGAAUCCACGAAACCACAUACAACUCAAUUAUGAAGUGUGAUGUUGACAUAAGAAAGGAUCUUUAUGGGAACAUAGUUUUGAGUGGUGGUUCUACAAUGUUUCCUGGUAUUGCCGAGAGGAUGAACAAGGAGAUUAUAGCGUUGGCACCAAGUAGCAUGAAGAUUAAGGUGGUGGCUCCACCAGAGAGGAAGUACAGUGUCUGGAUUGGAGGUUCCAUUUUAGCAUCUCUUAGCACUUUCCAACAGAUGUGGAUUGCAAAGGCAGAGUAUGACGAAUCAGGGCCGUCUAUUGUGCACCGUAAAUGCUUCUAAACGAUCAAAAGGUGGAAAUGAAAAUGGGUGCUAGCUGUACUACUCUUCUACUUUUACCUGUUGUUCAUUGCUUGGACCGUUAAAUUGAUUGAGGGUGCUGUUCUUUGCCGAAAAUUUCAAUCUUUCAGCUCAGUGUGUUUCCAUUAUUAUUCUCCUUUUUUUGAAGAUAGACCAUAGUGCUGCUUCUUGACGUACACUGUUUGGAUCUAAUUGUGUCUUUCAAAAUUUAUUUUCUUGAAUGAUGCUGAACCUUUUGAUCAUAAGAUGCUUGUCUUAAUUCUACAAAAGCUUUAAAACCUUCUUUAAUAUUUUAUCUAUGUUGUUGAAAGUUAUUAUUUCUGUCCUAAA